Molecule: messenger RNA, 886 nt
Organism: Lathyrus oleraceus (garden pea)
Lineage: Eukaryota; Viridiplantae; Streptophyta; Magnoliopsida; Fabales; Fabaceae
Product: thioredoxin-like 3-2, chloroplastic
Exons: 3
Coding region: 115-702 (195 amino acids)
Cellular component (GO): chloroplast stroma
Source: RefSeq, a predicted model, not a curated record
UAAAAAAGUAAACUAAAAUCAAUCCUACCGGUUUUGCACAAAUAAACAUCCAAAACACAUGUUAUGAAAGCAGUGUGAUUUGGACAUUUGGCUUCUGCAACAGUCAGCAAGCAAAUGGCGCAACAUGUUGGGUCCCACCUUCACCCCCACUCUCAUCCGGCAUCAACAUUCUUCUUCACAGCUACAACUCCAUCACCUACGUCAACUACUCUCUCUCCGUGCCGCUUCACCUUCCCAUCGAUUUCCGUCUCGUGUUCAUCUCCCUCGUCGAUUCCGUUAAGGCACGAGGAAGGCCAGUUACAGGAUGAUGAUCCUGUUUCGUCUCUUCAUCUUGAACCAAUCAGCAGCGAGGACCACUUCGAUCGCGUCGUUGCCGAGGCUCAACAUCAACAACAUGCUCUCCUUAUUGUUUGGAUGGCAGGUUGGUGCAGAAAAUGUAUAUAUCUAAAACCGAAAUUAGAAAAGUUGGCAGUAGACUAUUAUCCAAGCAUAAUAGCGAUCACCAGUCCAAUAAGCAUGUCACCGCAGCCCCCUCAAGAUGUGGUUGACAUCAUCGAACAACAUUGCAUUUGCUUCAGCUCCUUUGAAGUCUUGUACCAAACAUUCUACUUUGGAGUCAUCUCUACCUCAAGCCGCAACAAAAUGCCAAAGUACAAACCAGCACAGAAAAUAUUGAUUACAAAGCUGAUGAACAUCUAUUGAUCAUAGUUGAUUAGUAUUUUGACUUGUGCCGAGUGAUGAUUUUAGAGUAUGUUAAUGAAUCUAGAAUCAUAUUCUAAUACUUCGAACUAACUUAUAUUUGGGAAGAUACUUGGAUUUUAGAGUAUAGUAAACAUAUUUCCCAUAUGUAAUUUUUUUUUGCUGUCAUGACAUUUUUGUUCAGUAU